ACAUUGGUCGCUCCCCCGCGCCUCGUCCAAAGUGCCCGCCUACAACCACCAUGGAGGGCCCCGAGUCAUCCCAGGGUGCCCGCGACCCUGCCUCCGGCCCCCGACCUGCAGCGCCCCUCGGCGAAUUGAGCAAAGCACUGAGAGCGGGCACCGAUGCCAGUCCUGCAUCUCCAGCGCUUCUGAACGCUGCUUCUUCGAUAUCAAACGUCCAUCUGCCGCUCUUCAGUGCCCAGUACGCGCCUGCCAACGCCCCGCUUCCUCUGGAAGUGCCGCGCAUGCACAUAAGAGCUCCGAGUACGAACUGCACCGCGUCUCCCGCUUCACGAGGCCUGACUCUGGUUACCGACCUGCCACCGUCCACGACGUCGACCGCGCGCAAUACUCCCAGCAACACCACCGCCGCGCGCAUGGGCAGCGAAGGGCUGCGCCAGUUGGCCACCGCGCCGAUUAUGAUCGACGAAAAGUUCCUGAGGACUGCACGGUCUAGCAACAGCCUGGCAGGUUCGUUGUCGCCCUCGUCGGCCAUCUCCUCGCCGGCGCUGAACGCCCUCGGUGACCUCACUCCACUCCCUUCGCCGCUAGUCAUGGGUGAUUCUCCCGGGCCAUGGCAACGGGCAGUGCCGCGACCCCGAGGAGCGUCUACCAGCUCGCGCGACGACAUGUACCUCUCCUCUAACCGGGCCACGCUUUCGCCUUCGCCCUCGCUGAAGAAGAAGGGCUACCAGAGGCUCAAGACUGCCGGGGUGGAGGCCACAGAAGCACGCAUACAGGCGCACCAAAACAGCGAGACAGCUCGUGAGCGGAACCGGAGCAUCAGCGAGUAUACCCCAGAGUCCCUGCACAACCCCCGGCCCCGGAAUGUCACCGUUAGCAGCAGCACUGCAGACGGUGACGCAACCAUGCAGCAGCGCCUGCGCCGCGAGCAGUACCUCGCCUCGCAGCGUGGAAUCGUUCCUGCGCAAGUCCCCGCGGGUCUGCCUACGCCCCCUGCUAGCAAUGCCAGCAACCGAAGCGUCACCGACGAGGAAGACCACGUCGCGGAAGAUGACGAUACUAAGUAUAUUGCUGUUCGCCACGGCUCUCAGAUGAAGAGGAAGCUCUGGCGCCCCGUCCGGCAACUCGGUCAAGGCACAUUUAGCAAAGUCUAUCUGGCCACGUGCGAGAGGACUGCGGCCAAGGAUCCGCUGGACGAGAAAUCUCUAGACCUUCGCAAGCUCGUUGCUAUCAAGGUCGUCGAGCACGGUCCUGCUGGUGGCGCUGAUGAGGAACGCGUCGAGCUAAGUCUUAAAAGAGAAGUGGAGAUGCUCCGUUCCGUCUCGCACCCCUCCCUCGUUCACCUGCGAGCCUUUGAUCACAAUGAGGCCCAGGCUCUUCUGGUCUUGACUUAUUGCCCUGGUGGUGAUCUGUUUGAUGUGGCCAGCGACCACCGCGACAUUUUGAGCAUAGACAUCGUUCAACGUGUGUUCGCUGAAAUGGUCAGCGCGGCACGGUAUCUGCAUCAAAACUUAAUUGUGCACCGCGACAUCAAGCUAGAAAACGUUCUGCUCAACAUUCCUGUCUCUGCUGUACCCCUUCUCAAGAGUCCACAGUCUCACCCGUACCCCAUUGCGACACUUACAGAUCUGGGUCUCUCUCGUCGUAUACCCGCUCCUCCAGAGUCUCCUCUUUUGACAACUCGUUGUGGUAGUGAAGACUAUGCCGCACCAGAGAUCCUACUAGGCCAACCAUACGAUGGCCGCUCCACCGACGCUUGGGCUCUGGGUGUCUUAUUGUACGCUUUGAUGGAAGGGCGUCUGCCUUUCGACCCACCACCAGGCAAAGCCGGUGCGCGAACUAGGGCCGCUCAUCGCAUUGCCAGAUGCGAUUGGGUCUGGGUCAAAUAUGGUGACGAUGAUGGGGAGUGGGAUCCCGAGAAGGGCCAGCAAUGGGCCGGUGCUCGGGAAUGUGUGGAAGGUCUUCUCAAGAAGGUUUCUCGUGGACGCAAGAGCCUAGAGGAUAUCGAGAAGAUGGAUUGGGUGAAACAAGGCAUUCAAAUCGAAGGCGGUUUGAAGAGACGGGUUGAGGACGAUGAUGCGAACGACACAACGCCUGAAUUGCCUGUGAGGUAAUCGCUAGUGAGGCGAUCCAGGUAGCAUUGGCCUGCCCGAUGAAUACGAUGCGCGGCGACACUGUAACAUCACCUUUCUUAUACGUCCGUUCAUUUCAGAAGAGCUAGGGAUACACGGUAGGGGGGUCGUGACCACGACAUGAAGCAACGCCAAUAUACCCGGUCUAGGCGAUCCUACACCAAUGACUUCGAGGAUGCUCAACUUCCCAUUAUAUCACGCUCGAUUGUCUCUUCUUUUACCAUUUGAAUAUCCAGUACCUGCGCUAUUGCUUUUAUAUCAGCAGUCCAGCUGACGCGCUUUCCAGCGUAGUCUGCAUCUCCUAGCAUCUUCAUCUUACUCUAUCGCGAAACGUAACAUGGCAUGGCAUCAUGGCAUUAGAUAAAACCCAGGCUUGACGCAGUAUCUGCAGGCGCUUUUUUCUCGCUUUAUGAAUAGUUAUAUGGCACGAUUAUAGGUAGACAGGAGCCCACAAACCGUGAGACCCGA
Boeremia exigua is the source of this 2594-nucleotide messenger RNA. RefSeq names its product kinase-like domain-containing protein. The record is from RefSeq and is a predicted model, not a curated record. Gene Ontology annotation, cellular component: cytoplasm. The transcript has 2 exons. Gene Ontology annotation, biological process: intracellular signal transduction; protein phosphorylation. Bases 51 to 2108 code for a protein of 685 amino acids. Lineage: Eukaryota; Fungi; Ascomycota; Dothideomycetes; Pleosporales; Didymellaceae. Gene Ontology annotation, molecular function: ATP binding; protein serine/threonine kinase activity.